UUGAAGGACAAGAAGUGUGAAACUGUCGUGCAGAACGAACGGGCCCGGGAGUUGUCCUACACCGGAAGUCUGCAGCACGGCCCCCUGGAACCCUGCCAGGCGCCAGUCUUCAGCUUUGGCUGGACCACUGUGGGCGAGGGAGAGGGGGGCUCUUCCUUCCUGUGGGCCCCUGUGAGGAGCAAGCUGGGCUGGAACAGGAGGCCCCGGACGGGCUGGGAGGACCGCAGGCCACUCUGUGGCAGCGGGCAUCAGGGCGAGAGUGAUGGCUGGGCCAGGGUGAGCUGGGAGCCGCCGGGGCUGGGGCAGGCUGAGCGGGCAGGAGGGCCAGCGGGCGGGGAGAGGGCCACAGGUCACGGGGGGCCUGGCAGGCCGGGCGGGGGCUCUGUGCCCCCGGGAGGCAGAGAGCCCCCGCAGACGGUGCACAGGCGGACAAACCUGUGCCAGCUGCCUACACCGACCGCGCCGGCAAGCGUGGCAGGCAUCACUAAUCAGUUGCGGCGCACUUUCACGAUGAGCUUGGGCAUGGCCUCGGGGCGCUUCGCAACACAGAAGUGCCCAACGGCUGCCACCAGAACGGGAGCCCACCGCCAGGUGGGAGAGACGAGGAAGCCGCCGCUGCGGGGAGGAAGACUGCGGCUCAGCCUGGAGCGCGGGAACGCUGGCCCCGAGUCUCCAGGGGGCAGCGGUCACCGGGGCGGCAUGAUAGCCAACGCUGGGGAGGGGUGA
Molecule: messenger RNA, 726 nt
Organism: Rangifer tarandus platyrhynchus (Svalbard reindeer)
Lineage: Eukaryota; Metazoa; Chordata; Mammalia; Artiodactyla; Cervidae
Source: the annotation of a GenBank genome assembly